AUGGAGUUUAUACUGACAAAAACGGAGGCGUCGUUCGUGUGCAGCGCCCCGACUGGGUCGGGGAAAACGGUUUUGUUGGAAUUGGCCAUGUUAACUGGAUUGUUCCAGACGACGACGACGAACGGGGCGAGACGUAGACGAGGAGACGAGGUGUCGAGCGGCAGUAAUCGGAGAGGUUGCAGCAACAAAGUCGUUUAUUUGGCGCCGUUAAGAGCGCUCGUGGCGGAAAAGCUGAACGAUUGGCAAAAUCGAUUCGGUCGAGGGACGGAGUUAGAUUUAAGUUUCGUUUUGUUGACAGGGGAUGUGGACGACGAGAAGGCGCGAUCGAGCGAGUUUUGGAGAGAAGUAGAUAAAGCGGACGUGAUACUGGCGACUCCGGAAAAGCUGGACUCGCUGUCGAGACGGAAUUACUCGAACGGUAGUUUUGGCUUUUUUGGAUCUAUUUCGGUUGUUUUGAUCGAUGAGAUACACGUCGUUGGCGAUUCCUCGCGAGGGGCGACGUUGGAGGCGAUCGUCUCGAGGUUGAAAGCAAUCGGACAGAGUUUGGGGGAGGAGGCGGCUUUGCGUCGGUGCCGAUUCGUGGCCGUAUCGGCGACGGCGCCCAACGUGGGGGAGGUCGGCGACUGGCUGAGCGGUGGUAAGAACGCCAUCACCACGACGUGGGAGUUUGGCGAAGAGUACAGACCGGUGCGACUGGAAACAAUAUGUCGCGACUGCGGUUAUAGCAAGAACGAAUACUUGUUUGAAAAGACGCUCAACGCAAAGCUUCUCGACGUGGUUUUAGACCAUUACGAACGAUGUCCGUCUUUGAUUUUCUGCACGACGCGCGACGCGACCUUGAAAGCGGCGAAAAAACUGGAAGAGGAUAUCGCGCAGAGAAGAAAUACUCUCCGCGAGCCGUUCGUUACCGAUGAGCAAUCGAAGAUGAAGCUCGUUCAAGCGGCGCAAAGAGCGAAGAAUAAAACGUUGAAACAGCUCCUUCCAAAAGGUAUUGCUUUUCACAACGCUUCGCUCGAAUAUCACGAUCGCAGUCUCGUGGAAACGCUAUUUCGAGAAAGGGCAAUAUUAGCGCUGUGCUCGACGUCAACGUUGGCGCUUGGCGUCAAUUUACCCGCGCGGCUCGUGGUCGUCUGCGGGACGAAAACGUAUCGAGGCGGCGGCAUCUACGCCGACAUUGACCGAGGCACGCUUCUGCAAAUGGCCGGACGAGCUGGGAGACCAGGUCUUGAUCAACGAGGCGUCGUCGUCGUGAUGACAGAUACGCACUCGAAAGUUUCGUUUGAAAAUCUUCUUCACAACAUCGAGCCGAUCACGAGUGAACUCAAAGCGAGCUUACCAGAAACGAUCAACGCAGAGGUAACUUCCGGAGUGAUAUUUUCCGUGCCGAGCUGCGUUCAGUGGCUAACGAAUACGUUCAUGUUUACGCGCAUGAAAUACGCGCUCGCGUCUCCGGUAAAUGUACCGAUUUUUGGUCUCGGAGCGUCUACGAAUAACGCGGCGAGUCCUUCUUCUUCUUCCUCUUCGCCGGAAGCUCAAGCCUUUCGCUGGGCGAAAGCGUUGGCUGUAAAAACGUUGCGCGAGAUGAAAGUAGCGAAUCUUUGCGAAUUUAACGAGUCCCCGGAUAUGUCUGGGGUUCGCACUGUCACUGCGAAGGAGGAAGGACGAAUUAUGUCUACGCGAUACGUGCGAUUCGAAACUUUCAAGCGAUUUCAACACGUGCUGCUUUCCUCUUCAGAUGUGGACAGCAACGAACCAACCCACACAAAAGACACGUACGAAGACGUUCUUGUCACGCCGACAGCCGAUGUGUCGUCGUUAUUCCAACACCAAAGUGGUCUUGCUGGUGUCGUCGGUAAGAGCGAAGCGGAAAUUUUGCGCUCGAUUUUAUCCGCAACGUGUAAAGCUAUUGAGUUUGGCGAAAUCUGCAUUCGUCGGGACGAGAAGACGACGUUGAAGGCAUUAAACAACAACAUUCGCGUGCCGUUGUUUCAUUGCGAUAAAAAGGGCAAACGAAUCACGAAAAACACGCCGAUCAAGUUCGGUUGGGAGAAGUUAUACGUUUUAACACAAACUGAACUGAAGGAAACGAACGAGAAGGAAAACAACGCCUUGCUGCCGAGUUUAAAGCGCGAGGUGGAAUCGGUCAUGAACAUCGCGCCUCGUUUGCUUAAAGCAGCUCACGAGCUCUACGUCUCUCGAAAAGAUUUCUUCCAUGCGGUUUGCGCCUACCAACUGAUGAAAUCGAUCGAAUCGAGAAAAUGGUUCGACUCGAAGGAAAUCCUUUCGCAGCUGCCUCGUUGCGGGCCAAAAACUGUCGCCGCGCUCAUGAACAACGGCAUUCAAACUUUCAGCGACGUCGAAAACGCCGACGCUCGAGCGAUUGAAAGAACCAUGACUCGACAACAACCAGGAUUUGUUCAUCACCUCAAAGAGUCUGUGAAAUUGUUACCGUCCGAAGUGCGCGUAUCUUUGGAAAUUAACGAUACCGCUGAUGACAUCCUGUCGACGCCGUCGCCUUCUUCAACAAAAACACCGCGAACGAAGAAGAAACCAAACGCUGUUCUUCCUUCAGUUAAUGUUCGCGUAGAGUUUGCUUCAUCUAAACGUUCCUUUCCUGGUGAUAUGAACAUUUUUGGUGGCAACGUACCCGGCAAGAAGGAGGAAGAGGAGGCCGAACUGUUUCCUCCUCGCGUCGUCCGACUUCCAAAACAACACCCGGGCGUGCUCAUCGUUGGAUGUGAACACGAUAACAGCAUAAUACUUCGUACGAAGCUUCCGACGAUUACCGAACGAGUUUUGAACAAUCGAAAAGAUUGUCUCGUUUUAGAAUCGAAAUGUUUCGCUCAAUCUCUGCCUCGAUCUCAAGCGCCGGUCAAAUUUCUCGCCCGAGUAUUUUUUGACGGCGUCCUGGGAAGAGACGCGUUUGGAUGGGCGUUGAGUAGUAAAACUACUCUCCCUCCAACACUACCCAAGGAGAAGUAUUACGUUCGCGAAAGUGCCCAGAUUCAAGGGGGUGGUGGGAGACGCUUGCAAACAGCCACGCCGCGCGUCGUGGCCGCCAAAACGAUGAAUGUCGACGCAACACAGAAGACAAAGAGAAAGAACGACGACUUCGACAAAGACAACAGAAACAAAAACAAGACGAACGACAAUGGUGAUAUGAUCAUAACUCAAAAACGAACCGACGUAGGUUUAGCGCAAAUGCGCAAAACGAAGCAAACCACGUUGGUUCCGUCGUCAUUCCCGUCGCCGAAAAGGAAGAAGAAUGAAAAAAAUAUUACUCCGCGGACGACGGAAAAAAAGAGCAAUCCUACCGCCACUACCAUCACUGGUGCUGAAACAGGUGUCAACACCGCUGCUGCUCUUCGCGAAUUGUGGGGCUGUAACUGGGCGGGUGGUGAUGACGAUGGUGAUGAUGGCAACGGCCAAAGCCUCGCGCCCGCGUUUUUUUGCGACGACGACAACAACGACAACAACAACAACAACAACAACAACGAGAGCGAAGAUAGCUGGGGCUUUGCUACUUAG
Messenger RNA from Bathycoccus prasinos, 3528 nucleotides. RefSeq lists its product with no specific name. The coding region runs from base 1 to 3528 and encodes 1175 amino acids. Lineage: Eukaryota; Viridiplantae; Chlorophyta; Mamiellophyceae; Mamiellales; Bathycoccaceae. The record is from RefSeq and is a predicted model, not a curated record. Gene Ontology annotation, molecular function: ATP binding; nucleic acid binding. The transcript has a single exon.